AUGAUACGGUGGGCCAGUGACGCUACUAUAUGUCAUUAUAUUUCAUUGAUUUUCAGUGGUAUUUCAUUCUUCUCAUCUUUCAUUGCAUUAUUUCCUCAAAUAUUACAAACAUAUAAUGAUAAAUCAGUUGAAGGGUUAUCAUUCUUAUUUCUGAGCUCGUGGGUGUUAGGUGACACCGUGACUUUGAUCGGUGCUAUAUUGACUGAUCAAUUAACUUUUCAAGUCAUAUUGGCUAUGUACCACUUAUCUAAUGACUUAUUAGUAUGCGGUCAGUAUUAUUACUAUGGUAUAUUAUAUAAGAAUCAAUAUAGUGGCCUUCAUAAAAACAAUCGGUAUAAGUUCAAUAAUAAUAAGAGCUCAAGCAAUUUUAAUAUAUUCACUGCCGUGGUUGGCUUUUUCAGCCAGAUAACAAGAGCUAGAGCAAGUUCAGGAACGUCAACCCCCGUUGGAAACAAUGAUAAGAUUGGUUACAUUCUCUCUUGGUUAGGAGCAACUUUCUACGUUUUCUCUAGAUUACCACAAUUAAUCAAGAACCAUAAAAGGAAGUCCACUGACGGUAUUUCCCCAUUUUUGUUUUGGAUGAUCGCAAUUAGUAACGUUGCAUAUAAUAUCAGUAUUCUAACCAGUGUAGAAUUUGUCAUGAAUGACAACAAAGCAGACUUCAUACUCAACGAAUUACCGUUCAUCAUUGGUAAUAGUGGUACAGUGAUAUUUGACAUGGUAUAUUUUUAUCAACAUUACUAUUUAUAUAGAGGCAAUCGUAACAAAGCAGUGGAUAUCACCGAAGACCAUGAGAUGAACGUCGAAGCUGGACCUGUUUUCGAACUUAAAGAAGAAACAAGUGCUUUACAAAAAGUUAAAAGCAAAUCAAGAGACCCUAUUCCAGUUAUCUUGCAAGGCAGAGACAUUGAACUGACUACAUUGAACAGCAAUGAUAUGAAGAUAAAAAAUAAGAUAGAAAAAGAAGAGCAAGAAAUCAAUAGGUACAAGAGCAACACCAAUGAUGACAACACCACAGAAUAA
This is a messenger RNA of Tetrapisispora phaffii CBS 4417, 1023 nucleotides long. RefSeq names its product Ypq2p (gene YPQ2). NCBI's taxonomy places the organism in Eukaryota, Fungi, Ascomycota, Saccharomycetes, Saccharomycetales, Saccharomycetaceae. The transcript has a single exon. The record is from RefSeq and is a predicted model, not a curated record. Bases 1 to 1023 code for a protein of 340 amino acids.